Suncus etruscus (white-toothed pygmy shrew) is the source of this 1531-nucleotide messenger RNA. It is a transcript of the gene CHST9, whose product is annotated as carbohydrate sulfotransferase 9. Gene Ontology annotation, cellular component: membrane. The record is from RefSeq and is a predicted model, not a curated record. Gene Ontology annotation, biological process: carbohydrate biosynthetic process; proteoglycan biosynthetic process. Lineage: Eukaryota; Metazoa; Chordata; Mammalia; Eulipotyphla; Soricidae. The transcript is spliced from 5 exons. Gene Ontology annotation, molecular function: sulfotransferase activity. Bases 77 to 1393 code for a protein of 438 amino acids.
UCUCAUGGAACAAGUGAUUAAGGCAACAAGAAAUCAUUUAACAUUUGUAGAGUAACAAAGCAAGUGAUCUUCAGAAAUGCAGCCAUUUGAAAUGCUCAUGAACCCCAAACAAGUCUUCCUCUCAGUGCUGAUAUUUGGAGUAGCAGGGAUUUUUCUCUUCAUGUAUUUGCAGGUCUGGAUUGAAGAACAACAUACAGGGAGAGUGGAGAAGAAAAAAGAACUAAAAGCAACGUCAGGAUGGGGAUCAGUAGACUACUUGAGACCUGUGGCCAGGAUUUUGACUAAAGAAAAUAUCCAGGAUCAUAUCACCAACCAGAACCCCCAGUUUCACUUGCAAGAGCAUCUGAAGGAAAACUUACUCACCUCUGGAAGUCCUAUUAGGGCUUUAACCAAGACCAGCAACCUACAGGGGAAGGAUGAAGCUUUGACUAAAACUAAAGAGUCACCAACAAUUAAAUUGAUUGAAAAACAUCAAAGAUCUAAUAAUAUUUUUAAAUUCAGUGAAAUAAAUUGGUCUGCGAACAUUCACCCUUUAAACAAAAGUCUAGUCCAAGAUAACAAGUGGAAGAAAACAGAUAUGAUUCAAGAAAAACGCAGGUCAUUCCUUCAGGAAUUUUGCAAGAAAUAUGGUGGGUUGAGCCAACUUCAAUCACGUCUUUUUCAUGCAGUAUCCAGGAUUUAUGUAGAAGAUAAACACAAAGUGUUAUAUUGUGAAGUACCCAAAGUAGGCUGUUCCAACUGGAAAAGGAUUCUAAUGGUACUAAAUGGAUUGGCUUCCUCUACAUACAACAUUUCCCAUGAUGCUGUCCACUCUAGGAAGUAUUUAAAAAAAUUAGAUAGCUUUGACUUAAAGGGGAUAUAUAUGCGUUUAAAUACUUACACCAAAGCUGUGUUUGUUCGUGAUCCCAUGGAAAGAUUAGUAUCAGCAUUCAGGGACAAAUUUGAACAUCCCAAUAAUUACUAUCAUCCAGUAUUUGGGAAGGCAAUUAUAAAGAAAUACCGGCCAAAUGCCUAUGAAGAAGGUUUAAAUAAUGGAUCUGGAGUCAAAUUCAAGGAAUUUGUCCAAUAUUUGUUGGAUUCCCACCGUCCAGUAGGAAUGGACAUUCAUUGGGAAAAGGUCAGCAAACUCUGUUAUCCAUGUUUGAUCAACUAUGAUUUUUUAGGGAAAUAUGAAACUUUGGAAGAGGAUGCCAAUUAUUUUUUACAGCUGAUUGGUGCUCCAAAAGAGCUGAAAUUUCCAAACUUUAAGGAUAGACACUCUUCUGAUGAAAGAACUAAUGCUCAAGUUGUCAGACAAUACUUAAAAGACCUGACUACAACUGAAAGACAAUUAAUCUAUGAAUUUUACUACUUAGACUAUUUAAUGUUUAAUUAUACAAGCCCAUUUUUGUAGUUUGUCUAUAUUUUCUAAAACUAUGUAUUUACUUCAUAAUGAUGGCUUCAAAUCAACUACUAUAAUUUUGCUAUAAUUCUGUUUGAAAGAAAUCUAACUAAAUACAGUUGUCUUGAUUUAAUGAAAACUUUCACCAUA